Molecule: messenger RNA, 1245 nt
Organism: Lepisosteus oculatus (spotted gar)
Lineage: Eukaryota; Metazoa; Chordata; Actinopteri; Semionotiformes; Lepisosteidae
Source: RefSeq, a predicted model, not a curated record
GUCAGCACGAUGACCAGCGGCUGACCCUACCUGUGUAAAUAAUGUCCUAGUAGUUCUAGUGCCCUGUGUAGUCUUAUAAGAGUAUAGCGUGUUGUUAAAUAAUCACCACCUUAAAGAUACAGUAUGUGCGUGUAGAUCUUCCGGUUGUUCAUGGAUAAAGAUAGCGCUUAGUUUGUAUAUGAAAAAUCGGUUUAUUAAUCUCUUCUCCACUGGUCCUUUGUUCUGAAAAGAACCUGUAAACGCUACAGUAGUUUUAUUUUGAACUUAGAAGUCUGAGUUGCCUGGAGCUAAGGGGCGGCUUUAUAAAAGGAGCUGAGAGUCUGAUAAUCAAGUUUAAAGUUACCUUUUAAUCAAGUAGCAUAAACCAGAAUAUAACAAAAAUAAAAAAGUGGUGUUUCUAACUUCAAUUGCUGAACAAAUAUAAGCUUUUACAGGAAUGCUCAGUAGAAAGCUCAACCAACAGCUUAGAAAACCUGCUAAAUCUCUAACUGGAUGGAUACUGUCCAAGCUCUUCAUAUGGCACCACCGGGUCCUGGAAGAAAAUGCAGUGAAGUGUGUUGAGAUUCAGCCAGAUGACACGGUGCUGGAGUUGGGAUUUGGGCUCGGGCUGGGGCUCCAGGCUGCUGCUCCUCUCCUACGCGGUAGGGGAAAGCUGUUUGGGGUUGAUCAUUCUGAUUACAUGUUCCAAAAGGCCAGUGAAAGGAUGAGGGCUGAGAUUGAAUCUGGAAAGGUUACUCUCUUCAAUGGCAACAUCAUGGGCAUGCCCCUUCCUGACAGCAGUGUGGACAAGGUCUACCACUGCAACUGCUACUACUACUGGACCAACAUGGAGGCUGUGGCCUCGGAAGUCCACAGGGUGAUGAAACCAGGUGGUCUCAUGGUGACAACUCUCAGACAUUCUUCAAACAAGAAGGUAGCAUUAUUGAACGUUUUUCUUGAUGAGAACUGGAAACCCAAGGUCUACAUGGAGGCCCUGCGAGCCACUGGAUUCACUGAUGUUCGAAUGGAGAAUAAACAAGACAACAAAAUCACUUUCCAAGCAAUUUUUGCCACUGCUUCUAAAUGAUGCAUGCAAUUAAACAUUGCUUCUAUGAAUGCUUCUGUUCAUUUAAUAACUAAGCACCUAAUAGUUAGUUCUGUUAAGGUCUAAUACAUUUAUGCUGAUCGAAUUUGAAAUUGAAAAUGGAUUUGUGUGAUGAUUAUUAUCCCCAUAGAACAACAACCUCACUAGAAGAUGAAAUAAAA